UUAGUCAAGAAAAACACCGCCCACAUGCAGAGUUAAACACUUUAAAUUCACUUAAGUUUGGAAGAAAGCGUUUAACCAAACAAGGUGUGCGAGGUAUUCUUUAAGACACAAUCGGAUAUUUUGAGCGCAGUUAAUGGAUAAUCAAAUGUAACGAGUUACAAGGCAGUUCCGUUGUUAGUAUGUUUAUGUUUCGUGACAACUGAGCGUGGAAUUCGUAUGGAAAACACUGCGCCAACCUGUUGGACUGUCAGAUUUUUUUUUACCACUGGUACACUGAUGAGUAGGUAUUUGUAUCGUAAAACUGGCAGAGUUGAUUUGAUAACUCAAAUUCGAAGCCAUUGCAAAGCUCAAUCCAAUUUUCCCGCGUUUUCGCGCCUCGCUGACGGUACCCGGAGUCGAGGUUCUGAAAUCAAUCUGAAGCUUCCAAAUUUAGCCAGAAAAAUCAGCUGAUUAUCAUGAAAAUUUUAUGAAGGUAAAGCUGCCGUCGUUCUUGAUUUCAAGCAAAAGGUUGACGUAAUUUUGAUCCUUGGAAGGUUCAGGUUUAAGCUUUCAUCCUUUUUCAGCUGGAAAUUUGGCAACGAUGAAGGCAAAAAACCUCCUACCUUAAUUUAAGGUGAUUGAAGGCCAAACAAAGUUAGUUUUGAGAGAUCCGGAGAUUUAUGAUGCUCCGUUCCAUUCAUUUUCUGUUGUACCUGAUGUUACUCAAAGCGGCGACCAGAGCUCAAGUAUUCCAAAUGUUUCUCAUGGACCAGAAAGGAGAAAACGCUCAAGUCUUGGACACCGUCAAGUUACCCACUUGCACUCAUUUGGACAUAAAGCAUGACGUCACGUUGCGUGGCGGAAUCAAAGCCGGGAACUUCACCAAGCUCGGUUACCUGAGAGACAUGCAGACAUGCGUUGAUGCGUGUUGUCAGGAUCAAAAGUGUGACGUAGCUUUUAUGCCAGGUCACGUGUGUUAUUCAGUAAGCUGUUUCAGUGAGAAGCUUUGCGAAAGUAUUCCGGCUGUGCCAUCUAUUGCAGCCAAUAGGAGCGUGCGAAUUUCUCACGUGGUUCGAGGUGGAGGGAAAGGAGAUGAUUUGGAGCAAUUCAAGAAAACACAAGGGAUGGCAAAAUACACUCAGAAAGGUCCAGAUCAGUGCAUACCAAGCAGAAUUAUAACCAACCACACUCUGAGAGGAGGCAAGACAGCUGGGGAACUUAAAGAGCUUGGAAUGGUGGAGAGUGUAGAGGACUGCAUUGAAAAAUGUUGCAGAGGGAAAACCUGCGAGGUUGCUUUCCUGGUAGAUAACAAGUGCCAUUCUGUCGAGUGUUAUGGUGACGAGCUUUGUCAGAGUAUACCUGUGGAAGAUGAAAAGUUCUCUCCGACGGUUGUCUACAUGAACAAGAGAAAUGGCAAGAGAAUAAAGGAUAAAGGCACGUGUAGGUCUCCGUGCGUUUCUGGAGUUUGUACAGCUAAAGACAAAUGCACAUGUGAUAGAGGCUUUGAAGGAUCAAGCUGCAACGACACUGCUACUGAAGGUUUCUGUGGCUCGUCUGGCUGUGGAGAGUAUGGGAAAUGCUCUUUCAACGAUACAUGUGUUUGUGAGCCAGGAUACUUUGGGCACCUCUGCCAAGACAUGCUAACGUGUAACCCGCCAUGUGAAAAUGGAAGAUGCAUCGACAAUUCCACUAAUUCAACAACGUGUUAUUGUGAGAUAGGAUGGGAAGGGCAGUUUUGUAACAAAACAAAUGGAGAUAGGAAAAUUUAUUCAACUUCAGGAGGGGAAGUGUUAUUCACAAAAAUGGACCAAGAGGCAGAGAUGGAUAUCAAGAUUCAUCAGAUACCUUCCAAAUCAGCUGAAUCCAUCUCCGCGUUAGCUGUGGCCAUAGGAUGUGGAGUGGCGGCUGCCAUCGUUGGAGCAGCCACCGUGGCGUUUAUCGCGCGCAAAAUAUUGGGUAAAAAAUCUUCAAAUUAUGAACUGCUAAGAACGCCUAUACGACACAAGACAUAACGAAUAUUUUACAGUUUUGUUAAUGUUUCAUAUUUAUUUGGCAUAACACAAUAAGAGUCAAUUUCCUGAAUAUCAAUAGCUUAAAAGCUUAGAAUAAUUAUACGAACAAGCAUCCCAUACCGGGUUGUAGAUUAUUUAGAAAAUAUGGUAUAUUAAAUUUAAUUUCUCCAUAUUUUUAUUCAUUUGAUUUCAAAGGAAUAAAAGGCUCUAACUAAUGUAUUUAUUUUCGUAAUGAAGAAUAAACUUAUUUGAUUCUCAUUGGUUCCACCGGCAAAACCUGUGCCUAAUUUGCUUCAGCACAAGCUUGGAUUAGAUAAUUUUUUUAAGAAAAAAGAAUAUCCGCACUAAAAUAUAAAAUUGUGGAUCGUGCAACAAAGUUAAGUAACAGAUUGCCAAAAUAACGUUAUAAUAGAAAACAACUUCUCUUUCAUGAUUUAAUACAGUGCAAAAAUUAAUCACUUAUUAAAACCAGCAUGUUUACCUAAGCCAAGAUGGAGAGCAACUAUUUAGGAUAAUUUCUACUUAAGCCAAGCCAGCCUGAUAGCAUUCCAAAAUUUAAAAGUUUUGUUUGAGUUUUGAAAGAGCAACAGAUGUUUUACUAUCCGAUAAAACAUCACUAUAAGCGUGGUAAAAAUAGUAUUUCUAAUCUUCUCUUAAGCGAUCUGCAUCAGUGUUUUCUCCGUAAUUUUACCUGACCCUAUACUUAAGAUCGAUAAAUGGAGAUAAACAAGUGUAACUGUCGUCGAUAUACUUCAAUGGAAAUUAUUAUUUGGAAUCUAAAAGCCUCGAAUACCAAUAAAAUCACUUAAUUUUUAAAUAUUCGUUAACAUAUUGGUUGUCAUGGAAACACCUAAACAAAAUUAAGGUGUUUGUGUUGUUAGAUUGACCGACUUUGUUGCAUUUACAAUUUACUACCAGAAAUUUUUCCAGCAAACAGAGUAAAAAACCUGCUAUAAUGGGAAGUCCUGUGUAGAAGGUUUAGUAGCUCAAACGAAUAGAUUACAAAAUUUUGUUCUGAUUCGAGAAUAUCUCGGUUGUAUCUUUUCUAACCAAGAAUUCUCAUAAUGCAGUUACACUGGUCUAUUUUCAUUUUUACCUGUAGCAAUGUAAUUGGAAGAGAAAUGAAGAAUAUGUAGAUAUGUAAUUAGAUAAAGUAUGCAUAGUUUGUGCAGAACCUUAAGAAAAAGCAGAUUUCAAUUUGUCCGGUACAAUUUGUAUGUAAAUAUGGAUGAAUAAAUGUAAGCUGUGUAAAAUAUUUAUUAAAUAAAGAGAGA
Molecule: messenger RNA, 3265 nt
Organism: Orbicella faveolata
Lineage: Eukaryota; Metazoa; Cnidaria; Anthozoa; Scleractinia; Merulinidae
Biological process (GO): neuron migration
Cellular component (GO): cytoplasmic vesicle; membrane
Source: RefSeq, a predicted model, not a curated record